This is a messenger RNA of Saxophila tyrrhenica, 693 nucleotides long. RefSeq lists its product as uncharacterized. The transcript is spliced from 3 exons. NCBI's taxonomy places the organism in Eukaryota, Fungi, Ascomycota, Dothideomycetes, Mycosphaerellales, Extremaceae. Bases 1 to 693 code for a protein of 230 amino acids. The record is from RefSeq and is a predicted model, not a curated record.
AUGGCGCAGAAGACCGUCCUCGUCCUUGGUUGCGGCCCUAACAUCGGCAGCAGCACAGUAGGAACGUUUCGCAAGAGUGGCUACCGAGUUGUCUCUGCCUCGAGAAGUUGCGAUGGCGAAGCGAGCGACGACUCGACAAUGGCCUUGAAAUGCGACCUCGCACAACCAAAGUCCGUGGAGUACCUGUUCAAGACCGUACGUGAGGAGUGGGGCGAGCCAUCUGUAGUCGUGUAUAAUGGCUGUGCCUAUUAUCCGACCAAACCCGAGGAGUCGUUCAACAUACCGACCGAGAACUUCGAACAGCAGCUAGCCAUCAACACCACAAGCGCAUUCGUCGCAAUGAGAGAGGCUGCCAACAGCUUUGCCAGGCUGGAUGGUUCCAAGACUCUCAUCUUCACCGGCACCAUGGCCAACGAAGGCGGAGUACCCGGCUGGCUGACGCUGUGCGUGGGCAAAGCAGCAGGUGCUUACAUGAUUGACUUGGCCGAGAACGUAUACCGGGAGCAGGAUGCUCGAUUUCAUUGCGUUGAUGAGAGAACGUCAGAAGGAAAGCCGAUGUUUGAGGGCCUUGGAGGACAGGCUCAUGCUGAUGUGUUCUUGGACCUGGCGGAAAGGAAGGUAGACUUGCCAUGGCAGGUCACAUUUGUUAGUGGGAAAGGGUAUGUCGAGUUCCCUCAUGAGCUUAUUUUGUAG